CAAAUCCUCCAAUAACUUCCUGGUAUUACAGUUUGCUCUAUUGUAAAACUUUUUUUUCCACAUCCAUUCCUCAGCUUACUUUGUAAGCUGUUAAAAGUUGUUUUUCCCCCUCUAUAAUAAGAGCGAAUCAUAUAAAAGUCUACAAAUGCAAAUCUCUGAGGUCAAACUAAGACGUUUAGGUAUGCAUACUGCUUCAAUGCACUUCAUGUAAUUCAAACAGCAAGAAGGAAAAAGGGAAGGAGGGAGUAGGGGAGGGAGGAAGGGAGGUACAUGGACAUGUGACCAGGUGGUGGUGACCUCCUGACUUUUUACAUAACAGCUGAGUUAACUUGUAGAGCUAGUGGAUUGUUAAACUUGGGAUUUCACCAAGGGGCUUCCCUGUGCUUGGUCACUAAAUGGACAUGUGUGUGUUUGUGUGUGUUUGAUUGUGUUGGUCUGUCUAUGGCUGUACAGUAAGUUAACAUAUCUAGUUAUAAUUUUUUAUCUCCCUUUUUAUUGUUGCUCUCGGAAACUUUGUAUGCCUUUCUGCAGUAACAAAUGAUUUGGACGGAGGUUAUUGUCAUUGCUUUCCUGUUCUAGGGUCUGAUACAUGUGGUUAAAAGGUGAAAAGUGCUACACUGUGUUUUAGGAUAUAGUGUGUAUUGGUGUAUUGGAAUGACGAGAUACAUAAUCACAUAGUGGAACACAGGACACGGACAAGUGUUGUUUAAAGUGAAGCACAUUUGCAGAAGGUGGAGGAACAUUAGAGGAAAUGACACAGGCUUCAUCAGUCUUUUGGAUCCAGAUUGCUGGAAAUAUGCGUCAGUCCCUGCAGUCACAUGCUGCGAUGUUUCCUGUCGCAGACCUGACAUGGGCAGUGGUACUGGGGAAACAGUGACUGCCUACGCAAUCACAUUAUUUCCAGAUAAGAGGACUUUGUGAGUUGUAAUUAUGUCAUAAGCAUUGUGGUUGGCUGUACUUAUGCGUUAGGGAGUUGCUGACGAACUGACCGAAUAGCAAGCGCAACGCUGUGGUGAUUUUGUGCUGUGUGUUUAUGACUGUGUGUAUGUAUGAAUCCAUCAGUGUUACGCAGCAGGAAAGGAGACAUGCUCCAGGGGGCUGAAGCCUACAAUGUUGAUGACGAGACUCGGGCCUUAGACUCAAACCCCUUCUCAGACAGCAGUAAAGCCCCUUAUCAGCAUCGCUCAGACUGCUACCGGGAAGGAAGCUGUGGCCCCCCUGCCCCCCGGGGGCCAGUUGUGGGCCCUCCAAGCCCAGCCUGCCUCACCUGGGCACAGCGGACCCGUAACCAGCCAGCUAGUCUGGCCUUACGCAAACAGGAGGAGGAGGAGAACAAGAGGUGCAAAGCUCUGUCUGACAGUUAUGAGCUCUCAACUGACCUCCAGGACAAGAAGGUGGAGAUGCUAGAGAGGAAAUAUGGUGGCUACUUCCUGAGCAGACGAGCAGCACGCACCAUUCAGACUGCCUUCCGUCAGUAUCGCAUGAACAAGAACUUUGAGCGCCUGCGCAGCUCAGCUUCCGAGAGCCGGAUGACACGGCGCAUCAUCCUGUCCAACAUGCGUAUGCAGUACUCAUUUGAUGACCGCCAGCCUCAAGCACAGCCACAGACCUGCCACAGUCCCGGCAUGGGCCCUCCACAUUCACCUGACCUGGAGCCCGAUUCACCUGCCCAACCAGAAUAUACCCAUUUAGAGGACUCAUUCUCUAAACAGGUGAAGUCCCUGGCUGAUUCCAUUGAUGAUGCGCUAGCAUGCCGUCCAGGUAGAGACGACUCACAGGAUGGCCUCGGGGACAGUGGUGCUGUAGACGACUUCGGUGAGUGCAUCUGGAGCAGCAACAGCCACCCAUCUCUCCGUCGGGGACUAGGUGAGCGGGAGAGAGGCAGCACAGGAGGUGGUCUGAGCAUGCAUGAGGAUAGCACGGCUACGUCAUACAGCGAUGUCACACUCUACAUGGAUGACGGUUUGCCCUCAUCACCCCUCUCUCUGGACCGGGCACCAAGCAGUACAGACACUGAAUUCUGGGGGGGUAUGACCGGUGGGGUCGGAGGGCGAGAGGACAGUCGGGACACUGAAGGAGGUGGCAGCAGCAACAGCCGACGCAGCACGCCAUGUACAGAGUGCAGAGAUUACCGCCUCCGAGGGGCACAUUUGCCUCUGCUCACAAUCGAGCCACCCAGCGACAGCUCAGUGGACAUGAGCGACCGCUCAGACCGUGGUUCCCUAGGCCGGCAGCUGGUAUAUGAGCAGGACUCAAGUGGGGGCUCACCUCAGGGCACUCUAAAGCACAAUCCCAAUGCCAAAGCGCAAGGCCAAGCACGUCCAGCUAGCCGCCCAAUAGCAACACAACUCCCGCAUCAUGUUACUCACCAUCACCACCAUCAUCACCACCAUCAUCAUCACCAGUAUCCUGACACUCCAUCUUCUUCCUCAUCCCCCCAGCAGCCCCCCACUACACCGCUCUCAUCCUCCUCUUCCGCACAGCUGCCUUCCGGUGGCUUGGAUCAGCAGUGUUGCUCAGAUGGCGAUAAUGACUCACUAAACUCCACCACAAACUCCAACGAGACCAUUAACUGCAGCUCUGGCUCAUCGUCCAGGGACAGCCUGCGGGAACCACUGCCGCCUAUGGGCAAGCAGACGUACCAGAGGGAGAGCCGCCACAGCUGGGACUCUCCUCCUUUCAACAGUGACGUGGCACAGAGAAGGCAGUAUCGCAUCGGACUCAACCUCUUCAACAAGAAACCAGAGAAGGGCAUUCAAUACCUGAUAGAACGUGGCUUUGUGUCGGACACGCCUGUUGGCAUUGCCCGCUUUAUCCUAGAGAGGAAGGGCCUAAGCCGACAGAUGAUCGGGGAGUUCCUGGGCAACCGACAGAAGCAGUUCAACAAGGAUGUACUCGAUUGCGUGGUUGACGAGAUGGACUUCUCCGGAAUGGAUCUAGAUGAUGCUCUACGGAAGUUUCAAGCCCAGAUCAAGGUGCAAGGAGAGGCCCAAAAAGUAGAACGACUUAUUGAGGCUUUCAGUCAAAGGUAUUGUGUGUGUAACCCUGUACUGGUGCGCCAGUUCCAGAAUCCUGACACUAUCUUCAUCCUGGCUUUUGCCAUCAUCCUCCUCAACACAGACAUGUACAGCCCAAGCGUCAAACCAGACAGGAAGAUGAAGUUGGACGACUUCAUUAAGAACCUGCGAGGAGUAGAUAAUGGACAGGAUAUCCCACGUGACCUGCUGGUGGGGAUCUACCAGCGUAUUCAGAAGUGGGAACUAAGGACCAAUGAUGACCAUGUCUCCCAGGUCCAGGCUGUGGAGAGAGUCAUCGUGGGCAAGAAACCAGUCCUGUCUCUUCCCCAUCGCAGGCUGGUGUGCUGCUGCCAGCUUUACGAGGUGCCUGACCCCAACCGACCACAGCGCACCGGUGUACAUCAGAGAGAGGUGUUCCUCUUCAACGACCUGUUGGUGGUAACAAAGAUCUUCCAGAAGAAGAAAACGUCGGUGACAUACAGUUUCCGGCAGUCAUUCCCUCUGGUGGAGAUGCAAGUACACAUGUUCCAAAACUCCUACUACCCUCAUGGCGUCAGGCUAACGUCAGCCAUCCCAGGAGGUGAACGUAAGGUGCUAAUUGUGUUCAAUGCGCCGAGUCAGCAGGACCGCACGCGCUUCGUCAGUGACCUGAGAGAGAGCAUUGCCGAGGUGCAGGAGAUGGAGAAAUACAGGGUUGAAUCGGAGCUUGAAAAGCAAAAAGGCGUGAUGCGGCCCAGCCUUCUUAGCAGCAGUGUGGUGGGUGGAGGUGUGGGUGGAGUCAAGAACGAAGUAGUGAAUGGCAGCAUUGGAAGAUCUAGUUUGGAUGACAACUAUUCACCCAGUGAAGGCCUGAAACGCACUGCUCUCAGCUCCUCACUUAGGGACCUGUCUGAUUCAGGGAAACGUGGUCGCAGAAACAGCGUUGGUUCCCUUGACAGUACAAUGGAAGUAAGUCUGAGUGGAGCAGAGCAGUCCACAGCCUCACCAGCGUUACCCAGUAGCUACUGUGCUAUCGAGCUGCUAUGGAACCGAAGAUUACCGGCCUCACCGCCCCAUCCUGAGCCCCGGAGUGGGGGUGGGGGGUGGGCCGGGGCAGCAACACACCACGGCGCCCGCACCUCCUGGCACUGCACCUCCAGCCUCCAGCAGCAGCAGCAGCAGCGAGAGAGGUACCACCAGUGGGACGACAACCAGCGCCACCUCCUUCCUGGGAUCACUGUUUGGGACGAAACGGGCCAAAGCACCAGGCCCCAUCAUCCCGCCGGGGCCACCCUACCCCGUCCCUACGGUGCCAGCACCACCACCGCCUCUAUCCCCUUUGCCCCUGUGCCCUCCAGAGUCCACUGGCAUGUCCAAGAUCCAGUACUGCCACACUAUGGGUGCGGGCAUGGCUGGGCACCCCCCGCCACCGUACUGCCACCCGCACCAGCGCUGCCAACACGGUGGUCCACAACGCCAGCAUGCCACGUUACAGCGGGUCACGCUACCACGCCGACCAACCCACAACUCCUCCCCCUAUCUGCCAACGCUCUCCCAACAUGCUUUUCAGGCUCGCUUCGGGAAUUCGGGCAACGGGGGCUCGACGUGCGUGCCUCCUCCCCCCCUUUCUCCUCACUCCCCACUAUCCCAACACCCGCCGUUUGCCCUCUGCCACGCACAGCUCACACACUCGGCCAGAGGGGGCGCCGUUGUGGGCAAAACGCCACUAGCGCUGUCACACUCACAACCACACCCGCACCAACACGCACUCUCCCACGGGCAUACGCCCCACCCUGCCCAUCCGCCACACUUCGUGUUCGCCAGCCCGCCGCCCCCCUUCCCAGCGCCCACUCCACCACCCCUGCCAGCCUCCGCUCCACCCGCCACGGCCCAGCACGCGUCGCCGGCCGCCCCGUAUCCGCCCCCGUAUCCUCCGCUUUCCUCCAUCCCACCUCCCCCCCUCCACUCCCCUUUACCCCCCCCUUCCACCCCCCUUACCCCUCUUACGCCUCUCUCCCCUCUCCCCCCCCCCUCGCACCCCGCCCCGCCACCGCCACAGGUCACGGCACCAUCGCCAGGUCAAACUGGCACGGUCGACCGGGCCAAAUCCAAGCCUGUCAGCCGGAUCAGCACGGUAGUCUGAACAGGGGCAAGGGAAAGGUGCGCUCCUGGGGCUCGCUACGAGGUCCCCUGGUGGUGGGAGGAGGAACAGCAGAGAGAUUGGAAGACAUGGGAGGAGGAAGCCGGACCAGGACGGAGGGCAGCAAGAGGAAACGCAACCUACUGAGACUCUGUUACUUUCAUUUGCGCUUCCCACAAGUAUAGAGAGACAGGACAGGACAUGGGAGACAGUGUGCGUAUACACGAUAAGCACAUUUAGAAAUGCACUUCAUGUGUAAAACAGGGUCCAUCAUCAUACAGUGGAUUACAGUACAAGAAAAUCAAAUCUCAUAAAUGAUGACAAGAAGCACUUUAACUGAAAGUGUGUACGUUACUGACUCAGUGAAAAGCAAUGAAUUUCUUUGUUUUCUUCUCUUUCUUCAAUUAUACAUAAUAAUUUUAGCCAUAGCAAAUAACAGAAAUAAAAUGCAACCAGGUAUCAAACCUGGUAUACACAUAAUUGCGCACAAACCCUGACUAACUAAGUAUGCACAGGGAAUGAAUAAACUGCCUAUAGCCAUAAGAGAAUGUAUUCUCAGAGUCAGUACAUGAAGAAACAUGAAGAGUUUGUCUCAGUCUGUAUAUUAAUGUAGGAAUAGAAGUAGACCCUGUAGAUCAGGGAGACCUACAAUGAACGAGUCUUUAUCCUCUACUGGACAUACAGAGUAAAUCCAUUCUCUACGAGUGAAAUGUGUGUUAAGCUCUAGCUUGGCAGACACAGGAAAUAUACGCAAUAAACAGUUAUACUAACCAAUAAUAAUUCGAUGUUCAGCUUGUAGUGAGUCUCGCUCUUCUCCUGUAUAAAGAUCGUCUCAUGAGAGAGACACAUUUGAAGAGCAUACAAGAAACGUGACUAAUUCACCAUUUUCAAUGUUGCCAGUCAGAUUUAAAGCUUGACCAAUUUAUUUAUAGAUCUGACGUAAACAGAUCGUCAAUUGUCUGAGUUAGCGUAGUAGUGACUAUUUUGGCCGCAGUGCUAACCUCUACACUAACCUCUACUCUCAUUAAAUUUGCACCUUCAUUUUGGAAAGUGUUAACAUCCUUGUAUGCCUGCUAUUAAAUAAGUAUUCUAAAGGGCUUGAUUUUCACUUAAUUACCUGAAGAGUUUGAUUACUUUACACAUGCUUGAAGAUAUGACUAUAAUUAUAUAACUUCUCACUGCCAAAGGCUCUGUCCAUUGCUCUAAAAUCUGCUAUCAGUUGUCAAUAAUAAUAAUAAUAAUAAUGAUGAUGAUGUUGAUGAUAAUAAUAAUAAUGAAACUCUGCUGGAUAAUUAGUUAUCUAGGCAGUUUGCUGGAGGUGGUACUAUCUUUUGCACCUCAGGUGUGCCCAAAACAAAUAGUAAACCGCCAGUCACAUUUAGCAAGCCUAAAAGAAACACGAAGUUUACUACGCCGAGAUCUGUAACAAUGAAUUGUCUGUACUAUUGAAUUUUAUUAUUGUUAGUAAUGAACCUGAGAAAUGGGUGUUCCAUGGCUAGCAAAUGAAGCUCGUCAAAGUCAUGGUUCUGUGAAAAGAUCUGAGAAAGCACUUCAUUUUUAACAGACAUUGGAAUUUCCGUAAGCUGCCACAGUACUAUGUCUGUGGAAAUAAUGGCUGACUGAAUUAAUCCAGUUCAGGAACUUGUGAAGGGUACUCACUGUCAUCUGAACAAAAAAUCCUCCAGGAGGCACUGCAGCUGCUCUCACUGUUCCUCUUCCUUUUUAGUCUUUGCCUAACUGAAAUGCCUGUAUGUCGUAAUGCAAAUCAUAUGCAUUCCACGGGGUUGUAUUGAUGCUUUCAUCAUUUCGCAGGUUGUUUUCCUUUGUUUACUAUGGAUAUUAUUUGUUUUGUUGAUUAUUAUUAUUAAUAUUACUAUUAUUAUUACUAGUAUUUAUGUUAUGAAAUGAUACGUAUACUAUAAAUAUGACAAAGUAAUAUAUAUAUAUCCAUAAUGUAUAUAAAUCCACUCAUAGUUAACCUGAGAGCGUGCUGGAAAGUAUUGACAUGUGAUUGGUGGAUUUUAUGGACAAUAACACUUGCCUUUACAAGUGUUUACUGAAUGUUGCAGACUUGUUCUGGCAUUUAUUCACCCACCCCCACAUCACCCCCCCCCCCAAGUCUUGUUAUGAGCAUUUGGUUCAUUUUAAGUGUGUGCAAUACAGAAUUGGUGUCAAAGAAAGCCUUUUUUUUUUCUUUUUUUUUUUUUUUUAAAUGAAGGCUUUACUUUCUUUUUCUUUUUAGUAGGAAUAUAAAUAAUUCCACAUUAAUUUCAUUAUCCAAGGUGAAUUAAGUUAUUGAUCAUCAUUUUAGUGUGUAAGUACACGGUGUAUAUGAGGCGCUACAUUACAGCAGGUCAAUAAGAAUCCAGAUACAGAUGUUCACAAAAAAGGUUUGAACAAAUGGAGCCAGUCAAAGGAUUUACCAUGUUUCUCCCACUGCAUAUCCCAUCCACUUGCAUGACUGAAGUACUUACUGAAUGAAGAGUGUUCUAUAAACAGAUUUGUACAUAAUAUAGCCUAUUAUAAUAUGAUAUAAUGUUGUUUAUGGAACAGACAAAACUAUUAUUCAGGUUUGAUUGUGUAUGUGUGAAUGUGACGCCUGUGUGAGAGUGUAUCAUUCAGUGUAGGUGAAUAUUGCAUAUUUAUUUUGUAAGCCUAUUCUAACCUAGGCCUAUAUGUCACAACCAAGCUGAAUGUUCUUUUAGAAAUCUAUGAAAUAUGAAGUCAUCGAAAUUUGUGUACAGAACGUGUGCAUCAGAAUACAGAGAGAUGUGAAUAUUUAUUGCUUCUAAACUAUUAUAAAGUGUCCUUGCAGUGGAUAAAACCUGGUGUGGUUUGUUUCUUAUUGGAUGGUGGUAUUAUGUGCAAAAGUGUACAUUUCAUAUCUUCACUACUAAUUUUUCCUUCAGUUAUGGGGUUUGAAAUGGCAUACUAUAUAAACGCGGUAUGAGAAAAACAUGCCAAAGAUAUAGUACUUUUUUUUUUUUAAAGGCAGAAACAUGUAGUUGUGACUGUUAUGUGUUUAUACUGCAGUAAAUUUUCACAUAAAAGUUUCAGACAACUGAGAAAUCUACCCAAGGACAUAUGAAUACCCUAAUGCUAACUAACCACUAUU
Molecule: messenger RNA, 8251 nt
Organism: Ictalurus furcatus (blue catfish)
Lineage: Eukaryota; Metazoa; Chordata; Actinopteri; Siluriformes; Ictaluridae
Gene: iqsec2b
Product: IQ motif and Sec7 domain ArfGEF 2b
Exons: 14
Coding region: 1050-5321 (1423 amino acids)
Biological process (GO): regulation of ARF protein signal transduction; actin cytoskeleton organization
Molecular function (GO): guanyl-nucleotide exchange factor activity; protein binding
Source: RefSeq, a predicted model, not a curated record